Lodderomyces pseudojiufengensis is the source of this 432-nucleotide messenger RNA. RefSeq names its product mitochondrial 54S ribosomal protein uL11m (gene MRPL19). The coding region runs from base 1 to 432 and encodes 143 amino acids. NCBI's taxonomy places the organism in Eukaryota, Fungi, Ascomycota, Pichiomycetes, Serinales, Debaryomycetaceae. The record is from RefSeq and is a predicted model, not a curated record. The transcript has a single exon. Gene Ontology annotation, cellular component: ribosome; mitochondrial large ribosomal subunit. Gene Ontology annotation, molecular function: large ribosomal subunit rRNA binding; structural constituent of ribosome. Gene Ontology annotation, biological process: translation.
AUGUCUGCAAAAUCUGCAAUGGUGAGACUAGUAGUCGAAGCCGGAAAAGCAGCACCAGCACCACCAGUAGGUCCAGCAUUAGGUUCAAAGGGAGUAAAAGCAAUAGAUUUUUGUAAAGAAUUUAAUGCAAGAACCGCUAAUUAUGAACCAGGUACUCCCAUACCAUGUUUAAUAAAUGUUAAACCAGAUAGAAGUUUUAAAUUUGAAAUAAAAUCUCCUCCUACAUCAUGGUUAUUAAUGAAAGCUGCAAAAAUUGAUAAAGGUUCAGGAAAGACUCUUAAGGAAAGUGUUGGUACUAUAAGUUUAAAACAUGUUUGGGAAAUUGCUAAGAUAAAGAAAACUGAUGAUAGACAUAAAGAUUUAGAUUUGAAAGCUAUUAUUGGAAGUAUAAUAAGUACUGCAAACGUAGUGGGGAUAAAAGUUAUUCCAUAA